ACCAUGAAAUUUUCAAACAGAGUUGCCAAUAUUGUUAAAGAACUGCGGCUGUAAUUUUGCAUGGAAAAUUAAAUUAAAUUAUGGAAAAAUCGAAAAUAUCUCGAGAUUGCCGCGCUUGCGGCAUGUUUAUUUACAACGCAACAUCCAAGAAUCUCUUCCAAGAGCCGGACAACAUAAUGCUGAACCAAAUCGAAGCCUUAACGGGCCUAUUUCUUCUCGAGCAGCCGAAUUUCCCAGCUCGCAUUUGCGGCCCUUGCGAGGUGUCUCUGAGGGAAGCCGUGCGCUUCCGGGAGCGUGUCAUCCAGACGCAGAAGUUGCUCCAGAGCGGUUCCGCCAAGCCAGAGGCUGUCGAAGAGAUCUACUUGCACGCCACUGGACAAAACUCAGACCAGGAAGCACAAGAGGUGCCCGACUCUGAGAGCGAGGAGAAAGACGACAGUCAAGGUGUGCCGUCGGUGGAACUAGAAUCCCUCGAAGAGGACGAAGACCCUGGUGUGGUGGUACCGAAAGAUGUGACGCUUGAUUCGACUGCCCCAGCCAAACCCAGUGCCGAGACGGAAUCAAAAGUUGCCAGAUGCCAACAGCCCCCACGUACCCCCACCGUAUACGCAUCGAUGACGUUUGCGGAUAACAGCAAGAGUCGGAACCUGCCGCGUACCCAGUGGGACAGGCUCACCGAGGAGGAGACGGUGGCUCUGAAGCGGGAGCGCCGCAAGCGGGACUGCAUCUGUGAGCAGUGCGGCCGUCACUUCUCCUGUCCCAGCAAUUUCAAAGUCCACCUGCUGCGGCACUCGGGUGUGAAGAAUUUUGCCUGCGAGCAGUGUCCACAGACGUUCUAUACGGCCCAUCUUCUGCGGCGCCACGAGAUGCUGCACCGGGGCGAGCGUCCGUUUCCCUGCCAGUACUGCAAUAUGUCAUUCAACAACUCCAGCGGACGCAUUCAGCACGAACGCAUUCGCCACACCAACAUCAAACCCUACAAGUGCACCGAGUGCGAUAAAUCCUUUGCUGUGAGUGGGAAACUCAAGGUGCACAUGCUUAGCCACACGGGUGUGCGGUCCUUCCAUUGCGAGCAGUGCAAAGUGUCGUUCAUACGCCGCCCCCAUCUACAGGCCCACUUCCGCUCGAAAAGCCAUGCCCAGAACUCGCAUGCCCAGGAGUCCCAGGAGUCCUCCGCCAAAGCAUUGGAAGUCGAUGUUGAGACCCUUCUUCAGUAGAAUCUUUAGAUAAUAGCUUAUAAUGUUCCAAUUAUAGUAAUAUUAUAUAGUUGAG
Drosophila obscura is the source of this 1272-nucleotide messenger RNA. RefSeq names its product transcription factor Ouib. The transcript has 4 exons. The record is from RefSeq and is a predicted model, not a curated record. The coding region runs from base 81 to 1217 and encodes 378 amino acids. Lineage: Eukaryota; Metazoa; Arthropoda; Insecta; Diptera; Drosophilidae. Gene Ontology annotation, molecular function: zinc ion binding. Gene Ontology annotation, cellular component: nucleus.